Messenger RNA from Cicer arietinum (chickpea), 1758 nucleotides. Its product is annotated as alpha-L-fucosidase 1-like. Gene Ontology annotation, molecular function: alpha-L-fucosidase activity. Lineage: Eukaryota; Viridiplantae; Streptophyta; Magnoliopsida; Fabales; Fabaceae. Gene Ontology annotation, cellular component: lysosome. The record is from RefSeq and is a predicted model, not a curated record. Gene Ontology annotation, biological process: glycoside catabolic process; fucose metabolic process.
UUUGUCUUGCCUCCAAUUAGCAACAUUUUUCAAGUCUUGUUCCCAUUCACUCUCUUCCAUCACCAUUAGCAAAAGAAGAAUCAAGAGCACCAUGACUAGACCAUGUUUCACUUUUUUCUUAUUUAUUACAAUACUACUACAACUAAACAAAUUCUCCAUUUCUUUGUUAGAACAAGUACCAAGUCCACCAUUACCAAUUCUCCCACUCCCAACAUAUUCUCAAUUAAAAUGGCAACAAAGAGAAAUCAUAAUGUUCCUCCAUUUUGGUGUCAACACAUUCAGUAACAGUGAAUGGGGUACAGGCCAUGAAAGCCCAUCAAUAUUCAAUCCAAUUGGGCUCAACACUACCCAGUGGGCCCAUGUGGCAGAAGAAGCAGGAAUUUCAUUGAUGAUAUUAACUGCUAAACACCAUGAUGGAUUUUGCUUAUGGCCUUCAAAGUACACCAAACAUUCUGUCAUUAGUAGUACAUGGCAAAAUGGUAAAGGUGAUGUUGUUCAAGAGUUUGUUAAUGCAGCCACUGAUAAAGGAAUAGAUGUUGGAAUUUAUCUUUCACCAUGGGAUAGACAUGAUUCUAGAUAUGGUCAUGAUUUGCUUUACAAUGAAUAUUAUUUAGCUCAAUUGCAAGAAUUGCUUAAAAAAUAUGAAAAUGUAAGGGAAAUAUGGUUUGAUGGAGCAAAAGAUCCAUCGGCACAAAAUGUAUCAUAUUACUUUACAGAUUGGUUUGGUAUGGUGAAGGAGUUACAGAGUUCUAUCAAUAUCUUCUCUGAUGCUGGUCCUGAUGUUAGAUGGGUGGGAGAUGAAGAUGGGGCUGCAGGGGACACGUGUUGGUCUACCAUUAAUCGAACUUCUUUAUCAAUUGGGAGUCCAAACAUAACUUCAUAUAUAAACACUGGUGAUCCAAGAGGAACGGAUUGGUUACCAGCAGAAUGUGAUGUUUCAAUUCGUCCAGGAUGGUUUUGGCACAAAUCAGAAUCACCAAAAAAGCUAAGUGAACUACUUGACAUUUAUUACAAAUCCGUUGGAAGAAAUUGUGUUUUACUUCUUAAUGUACCUCCUAAUACAACUGGUCUUAUAUCUGAAAAUGAUGCUCAUAGAUUAAAAGAAUUUAGAAGUGCAAUUAAUACAAUAUUUUAUCAAAACAUAGCUGAAAGUUCUUAUGUUAAAGUUAGUAGCCAAAGAGGUGGAAAAGAAGGAGGGUUUGGACCAGAAAAUAUGCUAGAUAGUGAUCAUUUAUGGUCAUAUUGGGCCCCAAAAGAAGAUAAUAAGGAAAAUGACCAUUGGAUUGAAAUUUGGGGUAAAGACGAUGGAAGGUUAAGAUUUAAUGUGAUUAGAAUACAAGAAGCAAUUGGACUUGGUCAAAGGAUCCAACGGUAUGAAAUAUAUGUGGAUGGUAAAGGGAUAAUCAAAGGGACAACAAUUGGUUACAAGAGGCUUCAUAGGCUUGAUGGAGAUGUUGUGCAUGCACAUUUUGUGAGAAUUAAAUUCAUAGAGGCAAAAGGAGUGCCUCUUAUUUCUUCUAUUGGUUUGCAUUUUGAUCCUUUCUGGCACUCAAGGUUUACUCCAACCUGAAGAACUUUAUUAAUAUUAUUUACAUAAAUAAAUAUGAUCAGAGAAAUGAUAACAAGUGUUUUUUAAAGACACUCGUUAAGUAGACCGAGAUUUCAAACGGAAUUUUAUCAAUAAUAUAGGAGUUUAUUUUAUUUAUAUAUCAUGCACAUGUUGAUUGUAACUCUUUACAUAAAGAAGUAUUUCAUCCA